Mya arenaria is the source of this 1815-nucleotide messenger RNA. RefSeq lists its product as uncharacterized. The transcript has 3 exons. NCBI's taxonomy places the organism in Eukaryota, Metazoa, Mollusca, Bivalvia, Myida, Myidae. The record is from RefSeq and is a predicted model, not a curated record. Bases 247 to 1236 code for a protein of 329 amino acids.
ACAACUACUUCAACAGAUGUACCGGCAUACAUCCGAGGUUGUUUUUGAAAAAAUGGCCGAGGAGUUCCGAAUGCCAUGUGUUCUGUCUCAUUCGAAUUUCACGUUACGUAAUAUUUACACGGCGGCCAUCUUGGAGGCACAUGCGCAGUGCCGUACACUAUUCCGCUACAGCUGAGUAACCAAGCAGAACUGUCAAAACCAACAAGUCAUUAUUAUCUUGUUCCCGGGGGCUUUAAAUGUCAAAAUAUGGUAAUUAAGUGUUCAGUAAUUGGUUGUUCGAACAGAAAGGAUCGCGAGAAAGACUUACAAUACUACAGAAUACCUGCAGUGAUCAAAAAUCAAGGUGAUGAAUGUGAGAGGCUAUCUACAAAUCGGAGACGACAGUGGUUAGCACAACUUGGGCAGAGCUUUGAAAACAAAAACAUAGAUAAUGUCCGAAUAUGUUCAGCUCAUUUUGUUAAAGGAAAGAGGGCAGACCUGUACGAUCAGCUCAAUCCGGACUGGGUUCCUACCAUUAACCUCAGGGGAUGUGCUACACCGAAACCACCAGUCCAUAAUGACAGCACAACUCCGUCUACCAGUCGUUACAAUCGCCAGAAAGACAGAAUACAGCGAAGAUUAGAUAUGUCCCAGUUUGCCACAGCUGAGCUGACAGACACAGGCCCAAUGGAUGAAGAUUCUGAGACUCCAUGUUCUUCAACCCAAACAGACAUGAACGGGCAGUACAUAGAGGAAAUGAAACAUGAUAUUGAAGCACUCCAAUCUCAAAAUCAGCACUUGAAGUCUCAGCUAUCAGACAAGUUCUCAGAGAAAGACUUUGAAGGGAAUGAUGAAAAGGUGAACCACUUGACCGGUUUGUCAUCUCAUGAAACUCUGAUGUUGGUGUUUGAGUACCUCCUUCCCUAUUUGCCAUCUUCACUUGUUAUAACACAGUUCAAGAUGUUGAUCAUGACUCUUAUGAGACUAAGACUCAACUUGUCAGUGAUGUUCCUGGCAUAUGAAUUUGGUGUUUCUCAGGCGACAGUGUCACGAGUGUUUACCAAUGUAAUGGACUGCAUGUUUGCUAGACUACACCCAAUGGUACAUUGGCCUCAGCGAGAAGUGUUACAAAAGACAAUGCCAAUGCAGUUUCGAAAAAACUUUGGGAAGAAAGUUGUUUCCAUUAUAGACUGUUUUGAAGUGUUUAUUGAAAAACCUUCUAAUUUACAGGCUUCGGCAGAAACCUACAGCUCCUAAAAACACCACCAUACAGUUAAAUUUCUUAUAGGAAUAACGCCUCAAGGAACUGUGUCUUAUAUUUCAAAAGGUUGGGGUGGUAGAACCAGCGACAAGUAUAUGACUGAACACUGUGGGUAUUUGAAUAAGCUGUCUCCAGGUGAUUUGAUCUUAGCUGACCGAGGUUUUGAUAUAAGUACAAGUGUUGGCUCACUUGCAGCGUCGGUUAACAUACCAGCUUUCACAAAAGGUAGAGAUCAGCUGUCAGCGGCCGACAUUGAAUCAACAAGAAAACUUGCCAAUGUCCGAAUUCAUGUAGAACGGGUAAUUGGGACUGUCCGUCAAAAGUACUCAUUUUUAAAUGGAACUGUGCCUAUAAGAUUUCGAAUGUUUAAGGACGAAAAUGAUUUCACUGUACUUGACAAAAUUGCCCAUGUGUGUUGUGCAUUAGUUAACCUAAAUGCAUCAGUUGUUGGAUUUGAUUGAAAGUUAACUACAUGUUGUUGUUUGUUUGCACAUCAUGUUAGUAUUGUUAUUGCAGGCGCCACUGCUACAUGUGCCACUGCUACAUGUGCAUAAUAAAUAUAAAUAUGAAAUGUA